Messenger RNA from Hemicordylus capensis (graceful crag lizard), 2001 nucleotides. It is a transcript of the gene RAB37, whose product is annotated as RAB37, member RAS oncogene family. Gene Ontology annotation, biological process: Golgi vesicle fusion to target membrane; neurotransmitter receptor transport to postsynaptic membrane; cellular response to insulin stimulus. Bases 361 to 1065 code for a protein of 234 amino acids. The record is from RefSeq and is a predicted model, not a curated record. The transcript has 9 exons. Gene Ontology annotation, cellular component: dendritic spine; trans-Golgi network transport vesicle; synaptic vesicle. Gene Ontology annotation, molecular function: GTP binding; GTPase activity. NCBI's taxonomy places the organism in Eukaryota, Metazoa, Chordata, Lepidosauria, Squamata, Cordylidae.
GAGGCGCGAAAAGUGUAACUGGUCUGCAGCGUGGCGUGUUUCGGCAGCAGCAGCAGCACAAGGGGCAGGACUUGGUGGGGCUGGCGCGGCCGCGAGGGCGUGGAGAAGGGCUUGUCCAAGCUCUGAGCACCACCGCCGUAGGCUUCCCCGCGCGGCUGCGUGCGGACCCUCGGCGGGCGCCCUGGAACUCGCAGGAGCGGUUCGGUUGGGCGCCCUCUUUUCCCGACGAAUACAACGGCGGCAGGGAAAGAGGCGUUUCCGCGGGCAAGAGAGGAGGAGCAGCAGCAGCAGCAGCAGCAGCGUGGCCGGAGCUCUCCAACAAGCUCUCCCCGGCAGUUCCUGCUCCUCCUUGCUGCCACCAUGAUCAGCAACGGAGGAGGCGGAGGGUGCGCUCCUCUGAGCCCGGCGCGCAACGGGACCCCGCUGCCUCCCGCUCUGGAGAGAGCCCCGUCUAGUCUGGGCAAGAGUUACGAUGUCUCUGGAAAGGUGAUGCUGCUUGGAGAUUCAGGCGUGGGGAAAACCUGCUUCCUCAUCCAGUUCAAAGAUGGGGCCUUCCUCUCUGGGACCUUCAUAGCCACCGUCGGCAUAGACUUCCGGAACAAAGUGGUGACAGUGGAUGGUGUGAAAGUGAAACUGCAGAUCUGGGACACUGCAGGCCAGGAGCGGUUCCGGAGUGUGACGCAUGCUUACUACCGAGAUGCUCAGGCACUCCUUCUCCUUUAUGAUAUCACCAGCAAAAUGUCUUUUGACAAUAUCCGGGCCUGGCUCACAGAAAUACAUGAAUAUGCCCAAAAGGAUGUGGUCAUUAUGUUAUUAGGCAACAAGGCUGAUGUGAGCAGCGAGAGAGUGAUAAGGACAGAAGAUGGGGAAUCACUAGCCAGGGAGUAUGGAGUGCCUUUCAUGGAGACCAGCGCUAAAACUGGUAUGAACGUGGACCUGGCAUUUCUUGCCAUCGCAAAAGAGCUCAAGCAGCGAGCUGUCAAGCAGCCAGAAGAGCCCCGGUUCCAGAUCCAUGACUAUAUAGAGUCUCAGAAGAAGAGGACCAGCUGCUGUGCCUUCCUUUGAGGGAGGAGGAUGCCCGAGCAGCCUGGAGAACCUCAGGUCAAGACAAGAGGUCAAGAAGCAGACUGGCAGAAGUGGGAAGGCAGAGAGGAAACUGCAUCUGGGAUCCUCUCAAAAGACUAUGUUUUUUAGAAAAUGUUGCUCAUAGAUUAUAUAUAAGUAGUAGGCCAUACCAGUGUGAGUGGGCAUGGCUGUGCACUCAUCUAGAGUGUGUGUGCGUGUGCGUGCGUGUGUGCAAAGUAUUACUAUAAAGGCCAAAUAAACUCAAGGUUAGGAUUGGUCCCCCUACACUUAAAAUGGAAGUGGCCAGGGUCUGUAGAGUAGUUCCCAGGCCUGGCCUUUGUGGAGUGGGCAGGAAGGGAUUGGCCUUACCAAAACAAACAGAUCCCCUUCACCUACUGCACUAGCACUGUCUGGAAUGGCUCUAUAGAACCCACCUCUACAAGACCAUUAGGACUGAGCUAGGUUGACCUCAGCUGCAGAAGUUGGACUGACCCAGAAGAUUACUUUCAUAAACAAAAUCCACAGAAGGAUUUUCUGUGAGGUCUGACCAGACUGAAGGGUUAAUAGCAGUAACAAUGGCAGUAAAUAGAAGUUCCUCCUUGGGGAAAGAACAAUAAUAACCCUUUUUGCUUGCCCUAAACGGUGAUGCUUUGUGUGAUAAAUGAAAUCAGCAGGAAUAUUCAGUCAAGAAAAAGUAAGCACAUUUCCUUUUGACCUCUGGCUCUUUCCUGCUUUCCACACCCAAAGAUCCUGCAGCCAAGAUUGCUUUCCUUCUCCUCCCUUCCUCCCUCUGCCCCUAGGAAAGGACUAGGGGAUCCUAGUAUUAUUCCUUGUGCCUGUUACAUCAGGAGAAUGCUGCUGACUGUAGUUAGUUUGGAGGGAGAUCACUGUAUAUUUUUUCUGUCUAUAUAAAAAAGGAAUAUUUGAGAAAGCAAA